Pezoporus occidentalis (night parrot) is the source of this 3403-nucleotide messenger RNA. It is a transcript of the gene ABHD6, whose product is annotated as abhydrolase domain containing 6, acylglycerol lipase. Lineage: Eukaryota; Metazoa; Chordata; Aves; Psittaciformes; Psittacidae. Gene Ontology annotation, biological process: acylglycerol catabolic process. The record is from RefSeq and is a predicted model, not a curated record. Gene Ontology annotation, molecular function: monoacylglycerol lipase activity. Bases 696 to 1709 code for a protein of 337 amino acids. Gene Ontology annotation, cellular component: mitochondrion. The transcript has 9 exons.
UCCCGCUGAGCCUCUAGCGUGAUUUUCCACGGCCGAAAGCUGCUGGCGAGUUCAGCCAGUGUUUCCCUGCCUCUCCACUGAUUUCCUGCGGCUGCGCUGCGUUUCAGCCCGACUCGCAUAGGGAAGGCUCGGGGAGGGGAGACACUGGGAGCGCUUGGAAAAUUACAUUUAAGACGAAGAGGAAGGAGAUAGGAAGCAGCUUAUCUGGCUUUGUUCUAAUAGCUGUAAUCACCUGAAGCGCAGCCAUGAGCCUUGUUUCGCUGGGGGCUGUGCAGCCCUGCUGCGGCGGGAGCUGCUGGUGCUGGCUCUCCCCUCUGCACCGCGCUGGCUUUCAGUUCAUCUCGGAUGGCAGCUUGCACUUUGUUCCUGCUUGGAACAAGUGCCCUCGUUGGGCUUUAUUGUACAAAAGACGACAUUUACAUAAACAGGGGAAGGGUUGGUCACAAGGUGAAGAUGAGGCGUCUGGAGGGGAAGCCAGUGGCUUAAAUACCCAAACUCGCUGUCCUCAAACUCGCCGUGUCACCAGCUACCGAGCCUGAAAGGAAGAGAAAAGCAGAAGUGUGAUUUUAACCUUUUUUUUUUUCCUCUUCUGACAGUGUUUUCAGGCACUGCCGCUACCCCCAGUGCGCGGGACCUGUGCCGAGAGGAGGAGGGGAUCUCUGCAAAGCAGGUGAGGCCGGGAAGUAAAAAGCAGCAUGGACCUGGAUGUACUGAACAUGUUUGUCAUCGCCGGUGGCACCCUGGCCAUCCCCAUCCUGGCCUUUGUGGCCUCAUUCCUUCUCUGGCCCUCAGCGCUUAUCCGCAUCUACUACUGGUACUGGCGCCGAGCCCUGGGUAUGCAGGUUAGAUACACAACCUACGAUGACUAUCAGUUCUGUUAUUCCUAUAGAGGGAGACCUGGAUACCGACCAUCCAUCCUGAUGCUACAUGGGUUCUCAGCCCAUAAAGACAUGUGGCUGUCCAUAGUGAAGUUCCUGCCAAAGAACCUGCACUUGGUGUGUGUUGACAUGCCCGGGCAUGAGGGCACAACCCGCUCAGCCUCAGAUGACUACUCUAUUAGUGGACAAGCUAAGAGAAUACACCAGUUUGUGGAAUGCAUCAACCUGAACAAAAGGCCCUUUCAUCUGGUUGGCACGUCCAUGGGGGGAAAUGUUGCCGGUGUCUAUGCUGCUCAGUACCCAGAGGACAUUUGCAGCCUGACCCUCAUCUGUCCUGCAGGUCUGCCAAGUACCACCGACAGCAAGUUCAUUAAGCAGCUCCGGGAGCUGCAGGAGUCCGAACUCAUCGACAGGAUCCCUUUAAUUCCCUCGACACCCGAGGAGAUGGCGGACAUGCUGAAGCUUUGCUCCUAUGUGCGCUUCAAGGUGCCGCAGCAGAUUCUCCAGGGCCUCGUUGAUGUUCGCAUCCCACACAAUGAUUUCUACCGGAAAUUGUUUUUAGAAAUCGCAAAUGAGAAAUCCAGGCACUCUCUGCAUGAGAACAUGAGCAAGAUCAAAGCGCCAACGCAGGUCAUCUGGGGAAGGCAGGACCAGGUCCUGGAUGUUUCCGGUGCCAAUGUUUUAUCGAGCGCUAUCCCAGACUGCCAUGUAUACAUCCUGGAGAACUGCGGGCACUCGGUGGUGGUGGAGCGGCCCCGCAAGACAGCCAACCUCAUCCUGGAGUUCCUGGCACUGCUGCAGAGCACGGACAACAACAAGAAGCAGGCAUGAGCGCGGCGGAUAGCCAAGCACCCAUGCUGGGUCUUUUAAAUUGUAAAGUACUGCAGCUUUGAUAAGUUCUCAGGGAUCUUGUAUGAAUCGGGUUGAAUGUGCCAAAGUCCCUGAGGAAGGCAGAAUCAGAACCACUGAGACCUAAACCUAUAGCACCGCCAGCACAGCGACCUAGGGGUCAUUGAGCAUCCUCCAUAGAUACAGGAAUGGAAGCAGAAUCUCUCCCUUUUCUACUUAGAGAUAAAGUAGAAACGAGCUGAAAUCACCAAGCGCUAGCCAUGCCGUGUGCUGAAGCUCCUUACGCAGUGGCCCAUCUUACCCAAGUUACCAGCACGUAGUUGUUAAUGACUUUUACCUAAACUAUAUAAGUGUAGGAAGGUGGAAGAGUCCUGCACCGAGACUUAACAAUAUUUCUACUACUUAGAGUCCCGUCACGUUGCAUGCUGCUGUGCUGUAAGAGAACCCCAGUGCUCCAGGCGUCUGCUCGAGUGCUCUUUGUGUAGCUCCUUAACUCGUGAUUUAUGCAGAAAACAACAGAAAACUUCAUGCGUAGGAGUCCAAUGACUGUAUGUGCAAAAUGUUUACACUUUGAGUGGGUUUUCUAAAUCCCUGAACAGCUCCCGUGUAUAUGUAAUGCCUUAACAUUGCCCAGGGUACGGCGUCCACGCACAGCCUGCCUUGCCCAUGGGAUGGUUCCCCCUGAGGGUGAACAUAGAGAGUCAAAACUUGGGAUGCAGAUGGUGGCAUGUGAGCCAGAGGGAUGGAAACGACCCGGGACAAAUCGGCCCCCGAGCCUGAGUCAGCAAUAAGCCCGUGGGCAGGGUGCGAGUCAGUAAACUCCGGCAAACUCUUGUCUCAGCUCUUCCAUCACGUCGCGCUGCUGAACACGUUGAUGUAAAUAGCGACUUCCUUAAUGAAUUCCGUGAAUUCUGCGAACGGCAGCGUCGCUGAAACCAGGCGUGAGGGCUGGAGCAGGCUGUGUGUGUGCAUAGCGCAGGGGAUGCGGGCUCCUGGGCUUCCUGGGUGGGGAGGAGGGGGGCAGGUCUCCUGCGAGGCUCUGGGCGGUGGUGUGGGAAGGUUCGGUGUGCUUGUGCGUCCUCUGGAUGGGUGUAACUGCUGAGUGAUGAAUUGUAGGUGGAAAUGGGAGAUGCAGACAAGAUACACUUUGCAGCCUGCGAGGAGACAGGUCCUGCAUGUCCCUGGGUGAGACACUCACCACGGGGAAGGGGCUGGUCCUGUCUCUGGCAGGACUCAGGCUGUUGGAGGGCAUGGAGGUGCAUGGGUCUCUUGAAGGCGAAUCAGCAGAUGGCAUCACCCCCAGUGCUCCUCGGGGCUGACACCCCUAGACCAGAGCCCCUCCGACUGGGUGCGCAGGCUUGCGGUGCUGACAGCCAUCUUCGCGACGUCUCUCUGAGGUCCCCAGAUCUGUACAGGUAUCUGAAACUCCCUGUCAGCUUCUCUGCUCUUUUUGAGAGAAGAAGCAUUGUUCUUUUAGCAGAUCAGAGGUUUGCUGUUAUUGCUUGGUUAUUGUUUCUACUACAGGAGUUGAUCUAAAAAAAAACAAAAUAAAAAUUGCUGAUAGUUUUAUGUGGUUAAAGCCAGAAAAUGUUGUUUGGUAUCUCUAUGGUUUCUCAUAUGCCACAGAUUGCUGUAUGCAAAGGAUUUAUAUGGCUAUUAAAAUCUAGUGAUUGAAG